AUGGAGAGGAAUUACCCCGCUGCAGGCUUCGGAGAUCUCGGGGCCGGGCAGGGAUGGAGUUACGACAGGGCGGCCAAGGCAAGCCUUGUGUAUGGGAGCUCCAGGUCAUCCCAUCCAGACUCUGAGCUGCUCCAUCGGCAAACCUAUGGCACUACUCACACCCUCCAGGGCUAUGCAACCAACCACCACCCAGGAAGCUCCAGACAAGGUGGGGCCUGGGGUGCUGCUGGAUGCACACUUGGUCUGUCGGGGCUAUUUGACGCCGGCCUCCAUCAUUCCAAUCACUCGGGUCCUAACCCCUCCGUCAUGAAUCUGAUUUCAGCUCUGGAGUCGCGGGGUCCACAGCCACCACCCUCUGCUUCCUCCCUCCUCUCUCAGUUUCGCACUCCUUCUUGGCAGGCUGCAAUGCAUACACCGGCCCCAACAGAGCUCUUUAUGUCAGGGGCACUUCCUGGUUCCAGCUCCUUUCCCUCCUCCUCUGCCCUUUCUGCAUACCAGCAUCCUGGCUCCUUCUCUGGACGCUCAUUCACUCCAUCACUAUCCCUGCAGGACACGCAUACAUUUAGCCCGACUUCCAACGGUUUGCUAUCCCCCCAUGAUCCCUUGCUGCACAUCAAAACACCAUCCCAGGCCAACUUGGGCUUUGAUCACUUGCUGUCGUCCCACAGUGCCACCUACCGGGGCUCCCAGGAGCCCCGGGCCUCUCCCCAGAUCCAAGCCCCUCCCACCUCCUCUAGCUGCCACCUGCCCCCUCCUCAGUUCAACCUGUUGUCCUCCCAGCUCCACAACCAGUCCUCCCAGCUCUAUAAUACCUCCAUGUUCUCUUCUACACAAACCCUGCUGCCUACGGCUCCCCCUCCACCACGGCCUUCUUCAGAGAGGGCAGUUUCCCGGCAGGACAGUGUGAUCAAGCAUUACCAACGCUCGCCACCCCCUCAGUCCACAACACAGCAAUAUGUCAGCUGUGGUGGAUCAUCAAGCUAUCAGCAGAUAGCCAGCCACCACCGGCAUGCUGGAGUGUCCUGCAGUCCCCUUGGGGAGCAAAGCCCAUCCUCUGACCCCAAGCCCUCACCAAGGUUGGAAUCCAAGACAUAUCGACCGAUCAUCCAAACCCCCUACACAUCCUUGUCCUCCAGCUCCUCAGCCCCUUCCUCGUCUGGCACUAAGGGACCCAAGAAUUCCAGCUCCAGUAGUGGCUACUCUUCUCCAGGCUCAGCUUCAUCCUCUUCCCGUACCCCUCACACUCCACCAUCAGCUUCCUCCUCUUCAUCUUCAUCCUCUUCAAGCUCCAAGACAAGCACUGGCUCCUUGGCUGCUCCCUCUUGUCAGCAGCCUUCAACACACUCAGCACCAGCACCAACUCCUCUACCAGUGGUGUCAUCCAACCUUGUUCAACAGCCAGCACCAAAACAAUGCCUCUCCACCUAUGGCUCUCCGCCUGUGGCCAAAUCCAGCACAGGCCUACCCGACCAGACCCCUCCCCAGCAACAUUCCCAGUCCUACUCUCCCAACCAGCCUCCAUCUGCACACAUGACCCAAUCCUAUGGAGGCUUUAACUCACUGCAUGCCCAAGACCUGAGCUCUGGACCAGGGGGUUCUGGGGGGAAGGCCUUCACUGGUAGGGUCUCAGGAGGACGCUCAUUUUCUGCAGAGGUAGUUUUUGGGGAUUCAAGCUUUGGCUCAACUCCUCUCAGAAGAGCAGGUAGUCCUUCCUUAGGGUAUGGGAAUGCUGGAGGAUCAACAUUACGUGGACCCGUAUCAGGAGCUACUUCACUUGGCAGUGGCAUUGGAUCGGCAGGAUCUGGGAGCGGGGCUGCUAGUGUUGGUAAUGGAGGCAGCAGCUCUUACCACUUACCUGAGUCUUGCCCAUCACCCUCCAUCAAUUCUUCUAUCAGUCGCCCUGGAUUACACUCUCCAGCUUCUGCUCGCCCUCCUCAGUCCCCUGGCGGCUCAGUGGCCACCAAAUACUUGUCCUCCAUCCUCUCACCCGCUUUUAUGUCCUCACCACAAGGUUUCCCUGAUACACGGCAAGCGCAGAGCCAGUCCUACCACACAACACCACCCAAGUCAAAAACGGACAACAACAUAUUGGGAGUUCAGCAAUCCCAAAAUGAGGAAGAGGAUGAAGAUGAUUUCCUCAUCCACCAUUUACUACAUGCCCAGAGCUCAACUCCCCAUCCUUCUCAGCAACUACCACAGCCGCUCCCACAAGCUAGAGAUGGGGAAGACAAGGGGGCCUAUGACAUUAACAAGAUCUCAGAAGAGCGCUACCACCUUCACAGUGUUAUUCGUACCAGCAGUUCAGGUCCUGGAACGGCAAUUGAUGACAUUGCAAGUGGCUUAAACAAUCAACUUGAAGCAUCGCAGAACAAACAGCAACAGGCUAAAUCAGAGGUGACCAUAUCAAAGUCCAAUGUUAGAGGGGUAGGAGUGGCCACUGACUCUCUUUCCCACUCCCAUCGACAACAGCAUGACUCUGUGGGCGCUGUAGUCCAUUAUGGAAGAGGGGACCCCUACACACAGCACUCCCAUCACACCUCACAUCAUUCUCGGCACACUCAACAUACACCGCACUCACAACAUACUCAGCAUAGCCAUCCUAAUUCCCACUCUCACAGCCACCUUCACAUGGAGCUUAAGAAGCCUUCAGAUGCAAAUGACAAUGCCUACUUGUGUAACACACCCGAUGUGCAGCAAGCUCGACAAAGCCAAGUCCCCCUCUCCCUGAUAGAUUCACCGCCAGACCCUCCCCAGCAAACUCACAUGCUGCAAUCUGUCCUUUCUCAUACUACUCGUACUAAGAUGGACCCCCAACAAUCCCCUCCACAGCAACAGCAGCAUCCUUUGAGCCAGCAGGCCAUGAUGGGUUCAGCUGGAGGAGCAGGGCCUGCUGGAGUGGAAUCCCAUCCACAGAACCAGUCCUCACAGUUGCAACUCCAGCUCCAGACCCAGGGUUUAGAUACACACUACAACCUUGGAGCUCAGCCAAGGGAUCAAACCCAAGCCAGUCAGAACUCACUGUCUCCACUAAACAUGCUAGACCAAUCUCUUUCCCGGACAAACAGUAGAGGUGGUGGAGGAGCACUAGACAGAACAGGAGUUGGGGUGAAUGUUACAGGAGGGGAGGGAAGUGGUGGAGACACACAUAGACAGCAGCACAUACUUACACCCCACCACCAUACCCAACAAACAACCUCAGAUCUUCAUGACUUUCUCUCUGAACCAGAUUUGGGCUUGUCCACUCCCUCACACCUGCACCACCUCAACCAGCCCCAUGCCCACCAUCAACAGCAAGCACACUCUCACCAUCAGAUGGCACACUCUCAGUUAGCUCACCCACACUCCCACCGGAUGACAGCAAAUAUGGGAACUCCACAACAACAGCAGCAGCGCCAACAAAGAGAGCCAGACAGUCUGUCACACUCCCAGCUUGACCAGCUCAAACAGCACCAGUUUGGCACUGUGAGCCCAGUGGAUAAAGUAGGACUGAAUCAAGUUCAGCAGCGGUUUGCGCCUCUAACAUCCAUCUGCUUUCCAGAUUCUCUUUUACAUGAUGAAGACCGUUCUUUCUUUCCUGAGAUGGAGGACAUGUUUUGUUCAGCUGAUUACAAAUCAAGCUGUGCUGAGGAUUCUGGGUUAGGACAGGAUGCUCAAGAAAGCCUUACCCAGGGCCAUGGGCAGGGGCAAGAGGGUAUAGCGGCCUUAAAAACAGGCGAGGGCUAUGAUAUGGUUGGUCAUCACAGUGAUCAAGGCUAUGGACAGUAUUGCCACAGCCUUCCAGGAACAGGGAAUGGAAAUCUACACUUAGACCUUGACUCUAUGAAGACCCAUGAGCUUCCCUCUACUGUGAAUACUGACCAGCUAGGCCUCAUCCAAUCCCAAACACCCACUAUGGGGUUGAGUUCAGCAGUUCAAGGGGAUGGCUCGCUAAACAAGAUGAUGGGAGCUAUAGGAGUGGAUGGAAGUUCAAGUACUGCUGGUCUGACCUCACCUAUAUUCUGUUCAUCUCGUCCCAAGAAACUGCUGAAGAGCAGCUCAUUUCACUUGCUCAAACAGCGACGUGAACCACAACCUCAAACAAAGAAAAACUAUGCGCAGGAGUACGAAUUUGAAGAUGAUGAGGAUAAAGCUGAUGUUCCAGCUGAUAUUCGCCUUAACAGUCGACGCCUUCCUGACCUGCUCCCUGACUUGGUGUCAAGCUGUAGGAAAACUGGUGGCACAUCAGUAGUAAGUGCACUCAGUCUGGGUGACGUGGACUUCUGCCACGCCUCCAGCUAUGCUUCCCUUGGACAUCCUCCUCAACUCCUCCCCCAUGAUGGCCCUAAGAAAAGAGGCAGGAAACCAACUAAACCAAAACGUGAAGGCCCUCCUCGCCCACGAGGUAGACCACGCAUACGUCCUCUUCCAGAGCCUCCUUACUGCAGGGGGCUGAUGGGAUCAGUGGCUGGAGAGAGUAGAAGGGGGCGAGGGCGGGGCCGAGGGCGAGGUAGGAGAGAAGAAGUGCAUGUUAAAAUGCAUCAAGAUAUGAACCAAGUUCAAAGCCUCCCAUAUCAGCAACAGUUCAGCCAACAGCAGCAUCUUCAACAGCAUCCGCACAACCAUCCUAGACAGCAGGGAGAGCACCAAGCACCACAACAGCAUCAUCACCUGCAUCACCUGCAUCAACAGCAGCAACAUCAAAGGCAUCACCUUCAACACCAACAGCAACCAUCUCAACAGCAAGAUCCAAUCGGACCUAUCAAGAUAAAACUGCCCCUUCCCACCAUGCCUUCAUCAGAAUGCUUAUUGAGGACAGACUCACUGUCCAGCACUGAACCAGUUCUGUCUGACGGAUCGGUGGGGUCGGCACCAUCACUGGGACUGAGUCCUGGACCCGCCAUGGACAUCAGCAAAAAUGAGGAGAACCAGACUCAAGACAGGACGCUGAAGCAUCAGCAGAAAGCUAUGACGUGGAAGAAAGACAUCGACGAUCCCCUGAAUCCUGAAGCCUGGGCUGCGAUGCAGAAACUCUCCAGUGCAGCUGAUGAGAAGGCCUUCGAUUUCAAACCUGGCUUCAUGGCCUCUUUUUUGGACUUCUUGAAGACAGGCAAAAAACAGCCAAGCCUUGGACUGGGACAUGAUGAAGGUGAGCAGGAUUCCCUAAACUCCUGUUCCUCUAUGAAGGGAGGGAUCAGGCCCUUAUCCCCUCCUCCUCUCCCCCAAGCGCCAACUCCCUCACGAACAUUCAGCGAGGGAGGCCAGGGCGAUGGGGCAGACCUGGCUCUCAGCAGCUGCCCGAGUCCCUGUAAGCCACUGGACGAGGAGCUAAAAGGAAACCUGGAGACGCUGCCCUCCUUCUCCUCUGAUGAGGAGGACUCGGUCAGUAAAAACCAGGACCUGCAGAAAAGCAUCUCAUCUGCCAUCUCUGCCCUGUAUGACACCCCACACUCGUUAGCUGCUGCGAUGGCUUCUGCUAUGGCCAAGGCCCCACACAACCUGUCCCCACCUAACCCACAAGAGCCACCGCUUAGUCCUCCGCUCCCGGCCAUGCCUCCCCUCAUCCCCAGUAUGGAGGAUGGGAAAGAGGAGGUGCUCACUUACAUGCAGGAUCACAUACAGGACAAGGAAAAGCAAAGAUUGGUCUCCCCACAGUCAAAUGGAGAACACGUGGACGAGAGGGACGUUAAGCAAGGAGGAGAAGAGGAGGUGGAGGGAGGUGGGGAGACUGCAGACAAUGAAGAACAUAUGAACAAUCUGCAGCAGGGAGCGCUGGAAGAGAAGGAGGAGGAACAGGAAAGGAUGUCUGAAAUGCAGAUGUUAGAGGUCCCUCAAGUUGAAGAUUCUCCAUCAGGACGUAUACUUGCUGCUGCGACUCUAUCCCCAUCACCGUCCAUCCCCCCCUCCACUCCACCUACAUACUUGUCACCCUCACCCCUUCCUCUCCUGAAUCUCCCUGUACCCUCUCAACUGCCAGUCCAGCAGGAUGAGGAGGAGACCAUUCAAACCUAUCCUCUCUCUGAGCAGCAGCAGUCCUCCUACCAACCAGCUCCAACUGGUACCUCCCCUCCCCCAUCCACCUCCCCUCCGGCUAUCCCGUCUUCACCCAUCUCCAACCUUCCUCUGGCCCAGUCCAUUCCCCUCCCAUCCACCACACCUCCCCUAUCAUCCUCUGAUCAGGACCAGGAACCCAAAGCUGAGCAGCUUUCCCCCACCUCACCCACCUCUUCCUCAUUCUCUUCAUCAUCCUCGCCACCACCAUCACCUCCAACACCGGAAGAGGCCCCAACAUCUCAGCGUCUUACCUCCCUCCACCUGGCAAAGAAGCAGGCCGAUGCCGCCAUAGCUGGGGAGAGUGAAGAGGAGGACAGGGAGAGUGGAGGCGAGGGAAUCUUUCGUGAGCGGGACGAGUUUGUGGUUCGAACCGAGGACAUCGGGACUCUUAAAUUGGCCUUGCAGACAGGCCGGGAGCCCCCACCCAUCUGGAGGGUGCAGAAAGCCUUGCUCCAGAAAUUCAGCCCGGAGAUCAAGGAUGGUCAGAGGCAGUUCUGUGCGACGAGUAACUAUCUGGGUUACUUUGGGGAUGCCAAGAUGCGCUACCAGCGUUUGUACGUAAAGUUCUUGGAGAACGUCAACAAAAAGGAUUACGUCAGAGUGUGCUCCCGGAAGCCGUGGCAUAGAGCAGGUCUCGCUCUGAGACGCCAGUCACUACCUCAACAGCUGCCCUCCAGUCACAACCAAACCCCACCUCGAGUGGAACGAGGCGACAAGGAGAGGCAGAAAGAGAGGGAAAGGGAGAAGGAGCAGAAAGAGAGAAGGGAGUAUGAGAAAGAGAGAGAGUUGAAAGAGAGGGAUAGAAGGAAUAGGGAGCAGAGAGAGAAUGAGAAACAGGAUAGAGAGAGGAAAGAAAGGGAGAGACAGGAGAGGGAGUUGAAUGAAAGAGGGAAAAGGGAGAGGGAGGAGAGACAGAAAAAAGAGAGAGAGAAGCAAGAGAGGGAGAUAACUGAUAAAGAGAGAGAAAGGGUGUGUCGAGAAAAAGAGAAACAAGAAAGGGAGCGGAAAGAGAAAGAAGAGAGGGAGCAGAAAGAAAAGGAUGGAAGAGAGAGGGAAAAGGAGAAAGAGAGACAAAGGGGUCAUGAGAAGGAGAAAAUGGUGAGAGAGGAGCAAGAGAGGAGGGAUGGCACAGUGGAGUUUGCGAGGGUGAAGGAGGAAAAGAGAGGAGGAGAAAAGAAGAUGGAUUGUCGGCCCAGAGCCAAGACUUCAAAGGACAAGGCAGAGCCUCCUCCCAAGAAGAGGAAGAAGUGGCUGAAGGAGGUGCCAUCAUCCUCCUCUUCCUCUGACUCCUCCCGACCCAGCGAUGACGAAGGACCGGUGCGGGGUGGAGUCAACAGCCGAGCCAUGAGGGAGGUCUUCAGGAGCUAUGUGGAGAUGCUGGUCAGUACAGCACUGGACCCCGACAUGAUCCAAGCCCUGGAGGACACUGAUGAUGAGUUGUACCUCCCACCCAUGAGGAAGAUUGAUAGCCUGCUGGGGGAACAGAAGAAGAGGUUGUUGAGGAGAGUCACCAUGAGUGUUCAGCACCAGGAGGCUUUACAUAUAUUCCCCAAAAUGAUGGCAGACCCCCUGGAAUCUGGAGCUGUCAAAGUUCACCUGGGUGGGGAGCGGUACAACCGCAAAACCCUCAACCGGGUCAAGAGGAGUGUUCCUAAGCAACAGGAUCUAAAGCUCUCAAUGGAAACUUGCCGGAUCUACAGUCUGUAUCAUUCCCUUCACCACUACAAGUACCACACCUUCCUGCACUGCAAGAAGGAGACGGACAGCAUUGAGCAGGCAGCGGAGGACCCCGGCCAGGAGGAGGUGGUGCAGCAGUGCAUGGCUAACCAGGGCUGGCUGGAGAGCCUCUUUAACUCCUUCAUGGAACUGCUCAGCCUCAGUGCCAAGGCCUGAAGGAGGAUCACCAAACUCACACAUCCACCUGCAGUAUUAAGAGGAUAGAGGCAUCCAUUUGUCAAACAAAAGGACCACACUGCCCAAACUGUACGGAUGCUUGUAGUGAGACAACUGUUGGUUUGUGUGUUUGAGAGUUAACUUUUAAAGUGUUUUCUUAUUAAGUACCUCUUUAUUUCAAGAAAAGUAUUGAACGAUGGACGGAGUGAACUACGUGAAUGUGAUGGAUUUCCAUAAAACUCAAAAAAGGUAUCAGCACUACAAAAGAGUUCUUUGUUAAGACCUACAGAAUAUUAAGAGACACAUGCAAGAUGUCUAUAAGUAGUAACUACUAUGGUUUGGUUUAAUUUAUACAAGGACAUUUCCAAAUAUGACCGUUCUUAGAUGGUAUUGUUUGCUGUUAUUGUUUUUGAAAAAUGUUUUAAAGAGAUAUACAUGAAAUGGCCCACCUGCAAUUGUUUGUGUCUAU
Messenger RNA from Cyclopterus lumpus (lumpfish), 8392 nucleotides. It is a transcript of the gene prr12b, whose product is annotated as proline rich 12b. Bases 1 to 7923 code for a protein of 2640 amino acids. NCBI's taxonomy places the organism in Eukaryota, Metazoa, Chordata, Actinopteri, Perciformes, Cyclopteridae. The transcript has 18 exons. The record is from RefSeq and is a predicted model, not a curated record.